AUGUUAGCGGUUUUCAACAAAUCUGUGGCCAAAAGUCCCGAGGGUUUACAGAGUCCCGAAUCAAACUCAGUUUCAUCACUCAAAGAUGAUUUCUUGGGUCAACAUUUCGCAUCUCUUCACCCUUCUUCUGUUAACCUUAACCUCGCUUCUUCCGCUUUCUUAGCCUAUUCUCUUCACAAUAACAACCCAUUACUUCCAAGGCUGUUUGCAGUUAUGGAUGACAUCUUCUGCUUGUUUCAAGGCCACGUCGAUAAUGUUGCUAAUCUUAAACAACAAUAUGGAUUGAACAAAACAGCAAAUGAGGUGACCAUUGUCAUAGAGGCUUACAGGACGUUAAGGGAUCGGGGUCCUUAUCCUGCUGAUCAAGUUGUGAGAGAUUUCCAAGGCAAAUUUGCGUUUAUCCUGUUUGACAGCAGUUCGCAAACUGCCUUUGUUGCGGCUGAUGCUGACGGGAGUGUUCCUUUCUUCUGGGGAAUUGAUGCUGAUGAAAGUUUAGUUCUUUCAGACGAGAUCGAUAUUGUUCGCAAGAGCUGUGGCAAAUCUUAUGCUCCAUUCCCUAAAGGAUGCUUCUUUACAACAUCGGGAGGUUUGAGGAGUUUCGAGCAUCCACUUAACGAGUUGAAGCCCAUACCAAGGAUUGAUAGUUCUGGUCAGGUGUGCGGUUCAACUUUCAAGGUGGAUGCUGAUUCUAAGAAGGAAGCAAUUGGCAUGCCAAGAGUUGGAAGUGCUGCUAACUGGUCAUCUAAUUACUGA
Molecule: messenger RNA, 753 nt
Organism: Lathyrus sativus (Indian pea)
Lineage: Eukaryota; Viridiplantae; Streptophyta; Magnoliopsida; Fabales; Fabaceae
Source: the annotation of a GenBank genome assembly